GGCGCGCCCGCCGGAAGCCGCGCCCCCGACGCGACCCACCUGCUCGCGGCGCCGGAAGUGGUCGCGGCCGCGCUGGUUCUGGUCUGCGGGGCGCGCUCAGGCGCGGGCCGAGUGCAGCUGUGGACCCGCCGAAGGCUGGAGACCCCAUGGCGGAGGGCGGCGGCCCCGACGGCCGGGCCGGGCCGGGGCCCGCAGGUCCUAAUCUGAAGGAGUGGCUGAGGGAGCAGUUUUGUGACCAUCCGCUGGAGCACUGUGAGGACACCAGGCUCCAUGACGCAGCCUACGUGGGGGACCUCCAGACCCUCAGGAGCCUGUUGCAAGAGGAGAGCUACCGGAGCCGCAUCAACGAGAAGUCUGUGUGGUGCUGCGGCUGGCUGCCCUGCACGCCCCUGCGCAUCGCGGCCACUGCCGGCCACGGCAACUGCGUGGACUUCCUCAUCCGGAAGGGCGCCGAGGUGGACCUGGUGGACGUGAAGGGACAGACGGCCCUGUACGUGGCCGUGGUCAACGGACACCUGGAGAGCGCCCAGAUCCUCCUGGAGGCGGGCGCCGACCCCAACGGAAGCCGGCACCACCGGAGCACCCCGGUUUACCAUGCGUCUCGUGUGGGCAGGGCCGACAUACUGAAGGCCCUCAUCAGGUACGGCGCUGACGUCGACGUCAACCACCACAUGACGCCGGACAUCCAGCCCCCGUUCUCGCGGCGCCUCACCUCCUUGGUGGUCUGUCCCUUGUACAUCAGCGCGGCCUACCACAACCUGCAGUGCUUCAGGCUGCUCCUCCAGGCUGGGGCGAACCCCGACUUCAACUGCAACGGCCCUGUCAACACGCAGGGCUUCUACAGGGGCUCCCCCGGCUGCGUCCUGGAUGCUGUCCUGCGUCAUGGCUGUGAGGCGGCCUUCGUGAGCCUGCUCGUGGAGUUUGGCGCCAACGUGAACCUGGUGAAAUGGGAGUCCCUGGGCCCAGAGUCCAGAGGCAGAAGGAAGGUGGACCCCGAGGCCCUGCAGGUCUUCAGAGAAGCCAGAAGUGUCCCGAGGGCCUUGCUGAGUCUGUGCCGCGUGGCCGUGAGAAGAGCUCUUGGCAAAUACCGGCUCCAUCUGAUCCCCUCGCUGCCGCUGCCGGACCCCAUCAAGAAGUUCCUGCUGUACGAGUAGAAAGAAGCCAAGUGCAGGGUCGGCGGCGGUGAGGAAGAGGUGAUCGUGGCGGGAGCUGGGCCGACGCGUCCUGUCAACACCCCUGUGCUGACUGGAUCCCGUCUGGCUGUCGGUAAAGCGGCGACAAGGGCCUUGUCCUCAUGGAUUGUGAUCCCAUCUCAGGUACUUGGGGCACUGGACAGUGCUGGGGUCCUUACCAGCCGAGAGGCUCAUGCAGAACUUCACCUUGUCCUUCCUCACUCUCUCCAUUUGGGAUUUUCUCAGUGCACAUUAAUGCAACGGGCCUUGCUGUGAGUGCAAGCACGGGCUGAGGUCGGAGGCCUGCUGAGAUUCCCAGUAGGGAAGUCUAGCGCUUUCCAGAACUGUGCUUCUGUUUAUAGUUUUACUUCUCAAUUUAAUUAUUUGAGUCAAACCUUCGAAUACUUAAAAGAAAAGGGAGUUUUGGUAAAAAAGUGGAGUACAGAAACACUGUUCAUGAGCUUGCUAGUUUUUUCCCCGACGCCUGGGGUUGACAUGUGGCAUUUGUCACACACACCGCUUCCUUGCCAGUUCAGCCUUCUCUCCUUGUGGUGGGAGUGUCAUAUGAAUUGUCUUUAUUCGAGGAUGCUUUCCUGGCCGCAUGGGUUGGCUGUGUUGUCUCAGCGUCAGUCUGACACGGUAACGCUGAGUUCCGCAGCGCCCUGCUGUUCUGAUACCCAGCUGUGCCAGCCCCAUGCCCAGGUUCCGUGAGUUCUCUGCCACUCUACUUGGGAGCUUCCGGACAGUCACUGCCUUUAGAAGGUCACGCCAGACGCACCAGUGACCAACUGCCGACAUUUGGACCCAGGACUGCCCCUCAGCGUUCACUGCCAGUUCUCACAGGCGACACCUGCGGCGCUGUCUUCUGCGCCCCUCUCUUCUGCGCCCCGCGUGUGCCAGGAGGUGGGACUCACGUGUCCUCUGGAUGGGCCAGGCUUGCCGUUGCUCGGUGCCCAGGGGACAGUGCCUCUGGUGGCUGGGCGACUGCGCUACAUGUUUUGGGCCUCGUAUCUUGGUAGUUGCUCCUCGAAGCCAGGAAAGUGGCUAGCAGUGAGGUCGGAGGUCAUCCCCUGGCCUGCGGGAUUGCUGGGAGGGGCAGGGCUGAGCAGGAGAUCAUGUACUGUCCGGGGCUGUGGCCAGGGCUCACUGUCACCCGGCGGGCGGUGCCGCCAGCUGUGCCAGUGCCGCCUUGGGGGGCACUCCAGGAGCUGCCGCUUCCAGGGAAACCGUUCUGGUGACUCGAGGCCUCAGGACCACGUGUGGAGACAUGGUGGUUCGACUUUCAGAGUUUUCAGACCUGAGCAGAUUUCAAAUCUGGGUUUAGAUUUUCUGCAAUAAGAGAAAUGGAAUUUGUAACGAACAGAUGGUGUGGGUUUAUUUCAUUGUUACGUCCUCAUGUCUCAGCUGACCAGACAGGCCAUUCUGGUCGUUGCCUUCUGUGGCCUGAGGACAGAAUUGUAAACCUCGUGUCACGGUGGGCUCUGUGCUGGGAAGCCACGCUGACGUGUGCCUCACGACUGGGUCUGAGGGGGGACGUCCUCAGAUGACUUGGAGGGGGGCUGCAGUCAGUGGAGUCUCUCCCCAGUUACGAGCUCUGGCCGUGGGGUCAGUGGGGUGGCCCCUGAGGCCUGGCACUGGGCUGCGUGCAGCUCCGAAGGGCCGGGAGCCUGGUUGGCUGGGCUCCUGCAGAGUUCGGGCUCCGGCUGUGCCGUCAGGAGAGCCUGCUGACAGGAGAAGCGCUGUGGGUGGUGGGCGACUGGUGAAGGCCGUGCAGUCAGGGCGUCAGCCCAGGAGCAGGUUGAGCUGUGUUCAUUGUGGGGCCAGGACCACAGCUGGGCCGUGGCUGCGGCAGGAGCUGGGGAGCUAGGGCUCUGCCUGGGUACUGGGGGGGCUGCCCAUGGGUGGACGGGGCCCCUGGAGGGGACGUCAUGUCAUGGCACGUGGGUGAGCAUGGCACGUCACCUCCUUGGUAGGAUUGAGAGAGGUGUCGGGUGGGUGGUUAGCUCCCCUUACGUCUCAGCUUUCCCAGCUCUGAGUCCCCUCGUGCUGUCCUGGGGGCCCAGCUGAGUCA
This is a messenger RNA of Rhinolophus ferrumequinum (greater horseshoe bat), 3243 nucleotides long. It is a transcript of the gene ASB1, whose product is annotated as ankyrin repeat and SOCS box containing 1. Gene Ontology annotation, molecular function: protein binding. The record is from RefSeq and is a predicted model, not a curated record. NCBI's taxonomy places the organism in Eukaryota, Metazoa, Chordata, Mammalia, Chiroptera, Rhinolophidae. Gene Ontology annotation, cellular component: ubiquitin ligase complex. The coding region runs from base 147 to 1154 and encodes 335 amino acids. The transcript is spliced from 5 exons. Gene Ontology annotation, biological process: protein ubiquitination; intracellular signal transduction.